CACAGCCCUACGCAACCGGAAACUCCCCUUAAACGUCAACGAUAUUCACUGCUGUCGUUUGCUUCACUCUUUCCGGCAUUGAGUCUCUGCUAGUGAGCACACAUUUCUGUGGGCACUAGUAAAACAAAUACCGCUUCAAAAUGGGAAGACGUCCCGCAAGAUGUUAUCGCUACUGUAAAAACAAACCGUACCCAAAGUCCCGGUUCUGUCGUGGUGUCCCAGAUCCGAAGAUCCGUAUUUUCGAUCUCGGUCGUAAGAAGGCUUCGGUGGAGGAUUUCCCUCUCUGCGUCCAUCUGGUGUCGGAUGAGUACGAACAGCUGAGCUCGGAAGCCCUGGAGGCGGGUCGCAUUUGCUGCAACAAGUACCUCGUCAAGUUCUGCGGCAAGGAUCAGUUCCACAUCCGCAUGCGGCUGCAUCCAUUCCACGUUAUCCGCAUCAACAAGAUGUUGUCGUGUGCCGGAGCCGAUAGACUCCAAACUGGAAUGCGUGGUGCUUUCGGUAAGCCCCAGGGAACCGUUGCCCGUGUGCGUAUCGGACAACCAAUCAUGUCGGUCCGCUCUAGCGACCGUUUCAAGGCUCAGGUUAUUGAGGCCUUGCGUCGUGCCAAGUUCAAGUUCCCAGGUCGUCAGAAGAUUUUCGUCUCGAAGAAAUGGGGCUUCACCAAGUACGAUCGGGAUGAAUACCAUGUGCACAAUGAUGCUGGCCGUCUGGUUCCGGAUGGUUGCGGUGUUAAGUUCUACAAUGAUCACGGACCAUUGACGAAAUGGGAACAGCAUGAGCUUAACCGUCUGAAGGCUUAAGUGAGGACUGUUGGAGGGGAAAUUUUGAUUAUUGAAAUAAAGAAAACAAAUGGGAAAAUCUAAA
Molecule: messenger RNA, 864 nt
Organism: Toxorhynchites rutilus septentrionalis
Lineage: Eukaryota; Metazoa; Arthropoda; Insecta; Diptera; Culicidae
Gene: RpL10
Product: 60S ribosomal protein L10
Exons: 5
Coding region: 141-800 (219 amino acids)
Biological process (GO): translation; ribosomal large subunit assembly
Cellular component (GO): ribosome; cytosolic large ribosomal subunit
Molecular function (GO): structural constituent of ribosome
Source: RefSeq, a predicted model, not a curated record